AUGGGUGUUGAGGGGACCAACAAGAUAAUGAGAGAAAUGAAAGAUGACUUCUCACAAUUAAAUCAAACGGUGACCUCUCACUCGGCCUCUAUCAAGCAACUUAAAACUCAAUUGGGCCAAAUCUCGGUACAACUUAAUGCAAGACCAAAGGGUGAAUUACCUAGUGACAUAGUUGUCAAUCCUAAAAAUGAUGCUUACAUCAUGACUAUUGUCACUAGGAGUAGUCGAACUCUUGGUGAAGAUGUUGUUGAUCUUGGUGAAGAUCCCAAUGAAAAGGCAAAUAAAAAACAAGCCAAUGCAAAGAGAAAAUGGCUAGAAGAGCUAAUUGAUAAUGAUCCCAAGCCUAAUGAGACAAGUGUUGAACGACCAAUGGUAGUUGAAGAAAAUGUUAAAAGUGAGAAAACUCCGAAGGUGAUUGACGAUGAUACUUCAAAAAUGGAUGAAACUCUAACUGUUCCAUUGCUACAAAUCAAAAUUUCUCCCCCAUUCCCACAAAGGCUCAAGAAGAAGGAUGAUGAUACCAAGUUUAAAAAGUUCCUUGCAAAUUUUAGCAAUUUAUCAGUGAAUAUUCCAUUGCUAGAAGACUUACAAGAAAUGCUUGGUUAUGCUAAAUUUAUAAAGGACUUGGUUACAAAGAAGCGAGUCAUGGAUUUUGAAAUAAUUGAGGUAACCUACAAUUUUAGUGUUAUAAUGUCUAGGAAAAUAGUGGUGAAGAAAGAAGACCCGGGUGGAUUUACUAUUCCUUGCAUUAUCGGAGUCUACAAAUUCAGAAAAAUUUUGUGUAAUAUUGGGGCAAGUAUUAAUUUGAUGCCAUUUGUCGUGUUUCAAAAGUUAGGCUUGGGUACUCCUAAGCCUACCACUAUGAGGCUUCUAAUGGCUGAUCGUUCAAUCAAAAAACCCAUGGGUGUGUUGUAUGAUGUUUUGGUUAAAGUCGAUCGGUUUAUUUUUUUGGCCGACUAUGUUAUUCAUGAUUUUGAGAUUGAUCAAGAGGUUCCAAUCAUUCUUAGUAGACCAUUCUUAGCUACCGCAAGGGCCUUAGUAGAUGUGGAAUGUGGGGAGAUAAAAUUUCGGGUGAACAAUGAAGAAGUAUCCUUCAAUAUGUGUAAGUCCAUGAAGCAAUCUAUGGACUUGCAAGUUAUUUCGGUGAUUGAUGUGAUUGAUGAUGAGGUAGCUAACUCCGUUGAAAUGGACCUUGUGAAUGACCCCUUGGUGGGUGUGUUGUGGAACUUUGGAAGUGAGACAGUUGAAGAAUGUGAUGAGAUGGUAACUUCAUUGAUGGGUCUUGGGUCUUACACCAAGAACCCAGUCAAAUUGGAUCUUGAUUUGAAAAAUCGUGAGAGUCCACCCGCCAAGCCAUCUAUUAUUGAACUACCUCAACUCGAACUUAAUCCGUUACUAUCCCAUCUCCAAUAUAUUUUCUUGGGUGAGGAUAAUACAUUGCCAAUCAUUAUAGAGGGUGAUCUUGAACCUUGUCAAGUAGAUGCCUUGAAAUCAAUUAUGAAAAAGUUCAUUCGUGCUAUCGGGUGA
Molecule: messenger RNA, 1527 nt
Organism: Capsicum annuum
Lineage: Eukaryota; Viridiplantae; Streptophyta; Magnoliopsida; Solanales; Solanaceae
Exons: 1
Coding region: 1-1527 (508 amino acids)
Source: RefSeq, a predicted model, not a curated record